AUGCUGGCUAACGCUAAAAAAUGUAAGGUUGUCAAUUUUUCCCGUGCACGUCGUGUUAUCAAUUUUGAAUACCAACUUUGCGGAGAAAGCCUGGAGAAUGUGUCGUCUAUUCUGGACUUAGGGGUGAAAAUUGAUAACAGGCUUACAUUCGCCGAGCACAUCGCGCUUACCGCAGCUAAAGGAUUUGCAAUUCUCGGAUUUCUGCGUCGAAACACUCGUGAUUUUGAUGACAUUUACGCUUUGAAAGCCGUCUAUUGCUCUUCGGUACGUAGCAUCUUGGAGUAUGCUGCACAGGUGUGGGCUCCCUAUCAGAGCGCACAAUGCUACCGCCUUGAACGUGUUCAGCGUAGUUUUGUUAGAAACUGCAGCAAACCGGCCACGCUCCAGUGUCCGGUCUGUCUGAAGAUGGGUAUCCAGGGGUCGUACUUUUGCACCCAGGAUUGCUUCAAGAGCUCCUGGAAGGGCCACAAGGUGAUCCAUCUGUUGGCAAAGGGAAAAGAAGAAUCCACAGCCUACAAUCCUUGGCCUUACUACACGUUCACCGGGAAGCUUCGCCCCCAUCCACAGUCGGAAACGCGUAAGGUUCCGGCCCAUAUUGGCCGGCCGGAUUACGCAGACCACAAGGAGGGCCGCUCGAAGUGCGAGGAGCAGAUGCGUGGCAACACCACGAUCAAGGUAUUGGACGACGACGAGAUAGAAUCGAUGCGCGUAGCUUGCCGGCUGGCCCGGGAAGUUCUGGACGAGGCAGCGCGGGUGUGCGACGUUGGCGUUACCACGGACGAGAUCGAUCGUGUGGUUCACGAGGCUAGCAUCGAGCGGGAAUGUUACCCGAGCCCACUGAAUUACUACAAUUUUCCCAAGUCAUGUUGUACCUCGGUCAACGAGGUCAUUUGCCAUGGAAUACCGGACAUGCGCCCCCUUGAGGAUGGUGAUCUGUGCAAUGUGGACGUUACCGUGUACCAUCGUGGCUUCCACGGCGAUCUGAACGAAACUUUCUUUGUCGGUAAUGUCAAAGAGCAGCACAAGAAGCUGGUGCAGGUCACCCAUGAGGCUUUGUCCAAAGCAAUCGCCAUUGUUAAACCCGGAGAACGGUAUCGGGAAAUCGGAAACGUUAUCCAGAAGCAUGUCCACGCUCACGGUUACAGCGUGGUGAAAAGCUAUUGCGGUCACGGAAUCCAUCGAUUAUUCCACACUGCCCCUAACGUGCCUCAUUAUGCCAAAAACAACGCAGUGGGGGUGAUGAAAGCUGGACACUGCUUCACCAUCGAGCCGAUGAUUUCCGAGGGAACCUGGCGUGACGUGUCCUGGCCAGACGACUGGACAGCCGUCACUGCCGAUGGGCUGUUCUCGGCACAGUUCGAGCAAACGCUGCUGGUCACGGAAACGGGCUGCGACAUCCUGACCAAACGAAGAACCAACAACGGGCAGCCGCAUUUCAUGGACAAAAUGUAGAGUACAUUUUGACACCUUUUUUCGUUGAUUCAAUCAUACAAAAUAUUUUAUAAACAAUAGAAGAAAGGAAAAGGAAUCGAUCGAUUAUGUAUGAACUAUGAACAGUUAGAGUGACCUAUUAACAAGAAUUGCCAAUCGUAACCGAUAAUCGCUGGCGGGAUAGUUUCUUUUAGUUCUUUGCAGUGGAAUUCAAUGCUCUUAGUCUCUGAAUAAUUAUUAAUUUAGAAUGUUCCACAAAAUUUCGUUUUAUUAAAUAAUAUUGGUGAUUUUCACCAAAACAAUAAAAAAAAGAAAAAUAAUGACUUCCUUCUGUUCGCAUUUCUGAAAGACUAUGUAGCUGGAGCUUUGAGGUCGUCUAGAAUUUUGCCAAACUGCCCAUCGUACUUCGGUACCCGCGAAAGGUUCUGUUUGACAGGCUUUUCCUCCUCGAUUACCACAUCAACUUUCACUCGUUUACCGGCGGCGUACUGUUCCUUGGAAGGUUGCGUCUCCAUUUUACGUUUCUGCGGAUGAAUGAAACUGCCUUGGCCGGCAGCCCUCAGCGAG
Molecule: messenger RNA, 1998 nt
Organism: Uranotaenia lowii
Lineage: Eukaryota; Metazoa; Arthropoda; Insecta; Diptera; Culicidae
Product: methionine aminopeptidase 1
Exons: 5
Coding region: 1-1452 (483 amino acids)
Biological process (GO): proteolysis
Molecular function (GO): metalloaminopeptidase activity
Source: RefSeq, a predicted model, not a curated record